This is a messenger RNA of Phaeoacremonium minimum UCRPA7, 1008 nucleotides long. Its product is annotated as putative membrane protein. Bases 1 to 1008 code for a protein of 335 amino acids. Lineage: Eukaryota; Fungi; Ascomycota; Sordariomycetes; Togniniales; Togniniaceae. The record is from RefSeq and is a predicted model, not a curated record. The transcript has 7 exons.
AUGCAUGAGGAGCAUAGGAGAGGCUUCUACAUCAGCAUUUGGGUAGCAAUGAGAAAUGUUGGCUCUAUCAUCGGUGGCGCAAUCACCUUUGGUCUCAACAUUGCCCGCGAUGGCUAUGGAGGUGUUACUACAAACACUUACCUGGUCUUCCUCGGCCUGGAGUGUAUAGGUCUUCCCGCAGCUUUCCUCCUUACUCGUACAAAGAAGGUCGUCCGAUCAGACGGAUGGGGCGUGCCUAUGCUUCCCCGAAAGUCUUGGAAACAGGAGGUCAAGCUCCUGUGGGAACACCAUAGACAGAGGAGAACUCUGCUGCUCAUUCCAAUAUACAUUCUUACCUACUUCGGCGACGGCGUUUGGGGAACGUACAACUCUCUUCACCUUUCCGUGCGAGCCCGUGCCCUUGCUUCACUGGUCGGACCUCUUCUCGCGGUCUUUAUAAAUCCCCUAUUUGGCAUGAUUCUUGACAUGAAGAAAGUUGGUCCAAAGAAGAAGGGUAUCAUCGCGUUCUGGGUGUGGACGAUUCCUACUUUAGCUAUGCUGAUCUGGGUUAUGAUCAAUCUCAAAUGGUUCGAUGACCAGUCCGACAAACUUCGACUAGACUACUCGAAGCCUACAACUGGUCGCUGGUUUUCAAUUUGGUUCCCCAGUCUCAUCUACGUCGUCAACGCUUGGAUGUCGCAAACUCUAGUCUACUGGGUUCUCGGCCAGUUCGCCUCCGACGUCGCCACAAACGCCCGUACUGGCGGCGUGUUUCGUUCCUGGGAGACUGUCGGCCAGGCCAUCUCGUAUGGCAUCAACGCGAAGGCAUCCAACAAAUUUAUUCCAUUUGGAAUCUACAUAGGACUCUUUGCCGUGGCUAUGCCACUAUUCUGGCUUGUCUUGAUGGAGUUGCCUGUACAGAGUAGGGUACCGAGAAUUGUCGAUAAUGAGGGGCGUGUCGUGGGUGAUCUGGCGAAGGUGCAGGCGGCUUUACCGGACGAGAGAGUGGCAAGACAGAUUGCUGAGUAA